Clunio marinus is the source of this 204-nucleotide messenger RNA. NCBI's taxonomy places the organism in Eukaryota, Metazoa, Arthropoda, Insecta, Diptera, Chironomidae. The record is from the annotation of a GenBank genome assembly.
AUGUCUCUCGUCGCUAUGACAACAAAAAUGAAGCUUUCUCAACUCAAGAUUAAGUGCGAAGAGCUUUUUAUUGUCAGUAAGGUGCUUUCGAGCAUAAUAAAAUGUUUAGCACAUCAUCGAGGAUUCGGCUAUCUAAGUUGGAUACAAACUGAAAUCACGACUGUUUACGAUUAUCUAAUAAUGACUUCAAAAUCAAAAAGAUGA